AUGAGUGAGAGGAGGCGAUCUGCCGCAGCUCUGAGCUCGAGAGCCCACGCUUUUUCCGUGGAAGCCCUGAUCGGCUCCAACAAGAAGAGGAAGCUGCGGGGCUGGGAGGAGAAGGAGCUGGAGUUGUCCAUGGAGAGCCUCGCCGCCGACGGAGAGGACCCGGCGCACUGUCUGGAUAUGGACCCGGGUCAGUGCGCAGACAUGCACCACACCGAUUAAAUGUCCGGAUCAGCUCCGUUAGAUCUCAGAGAGAGCAGUCCCGAGUCAAAACAUGGUGAAAGCGUGUAGCUGUCAGUUCCACGGCCUCGGUGUGAUCGUGGAGUGUUUUUCUCUCUCUGCUGCAGCGCUGUCACACACAGAGGAGAAAACGGUUCAUUGUUUCAGAUGCAGCUUCAGUACUGCCGCGUUCAGGCCUUCAGAGUUAAAGAGACAUGGAACUUCAGUCAGGAGAUUAAAUAAUAAGUUUAAAGAAAAAAAUGUCCUCCUACUACCAAUUAGCUUCUGAACAAACUCAUUAGUCAGUCAUUUAUAAAAGAGUUGUAAUCUUAGCUGUGGGUGAACUGAUGGACCCCGUGAGAUUCUGAAAUGAUACCAAAAGAAAACAAGAGCCAAACAUUGAGUCAGAGAGUGUUUUUAAUUGGACUGCAGGCCUGCAGGGAGGCCUCUGCUCGUCCUGUUUUUCUAUCACACUCUUCAACUUCAUCAGAGAUUCAAACAUAUUUUACGCAGCUUAAAGCGGUUCAGAUUUAAGGCUCGAAAUUUUUCCCUAAAAGCGUCACACACUAAAAUGUAUAAUAUGAGUAUUUUAGGAAUAAAUUCAACACUGCAUAUUUUAAAGACAUCAACCACAUUGCGUAAAAACAUGUAGGGGCCCGAUGUUAACAUGGAUUAUACAAUACAACUGUAGAAUACUGUGUUGUAUUUAUAAAAUAGAUUUCCUAUGCACCUUCAUGCUGAUAUGGAUCUGUGGAUCUGCACUGGAGUGGAGGAAAUGCAGGCAUGUGUACAAACAUAAAAACAAGCUGGUGUGGCCAGAUUAUAAAAAAACAUAAUGGAUUAAAGAAUUUAUUAAAGAAAAAAAACUAGGUUUGAAAAUGAAGAUCCACAAUUAUAAGAACCAAUAGUCUCUGUGUUUAUUUAUUAUUUAUCUUUGGAACAAGCGAAAAUAUUUGUAACGACUUUUAUCCAACUUUUUAAUCUUAGGGCCCAUUUUAAAAUUUGUGCCAGUUUGCAUUUACUCAAACGUAAAUUGAGUAUAAGAAAAAACAUUUUAUUUGUCUUGUAUAAUAAUAAUAAUAAUCUCACUGCUGGUUGACAUUUUAUGAAGUAAAGGGAAAUAGAGAUGAGCUGAUCAGACACAGAGUAUUGAACUCCAGUCACAAUGCUUCGUGUCAAACUGAGACAAACAGAGAGCUAUAGGUUUGUUUGAGCUCUGAAGCAAAAAAAUAGAUAAAUAAAUAUAUAAAUAUAUAAAAACGCUCUAAGUGAAAAAAAAUAAAGACCUUACAUUUCAAAAUGUGUCAGAUCAGUGCUCAUGAGGCAGAAAUGUUUUUGUGCAGGAUUAAAGAUCCAAACGAGGCCCCUUCUUUAACAACAUGAAUUUAAUUAGACUUUAAUCACUUUAACUGUGAUAUUGUCUCAUUUUAAAACACAGAUAAAUUCACUCUUUGGAGGUGGGAAUCGUGACCCCUGUGUGCUACUCUGUCUCGGGCCGGCUGCAGGCUGACCUCCGGGGCGCAGCGUCUUUACGCACGGCUCCUCUCUGCCCCUGAGAGCUCGAGUUUAAUGUGGAUUUGUUUGUUGUAUGAAUUAUUAUUAAUAAUUUAUUGACAUGUCUAAAUCGGCCUAAUCUGUCUGUAAAAGCAAACGUCGACUGCAGUGCUGCUGAUUGGGAACAGCUCGGUUUUAUUCUGUUUUAAAGCGCAAAUUUCGCUCCAGACAUCAUUAAACCGCCUGCAGUCACUUCCCGGUCCCCUCUCGGUUCCAUGGGGCAGAAAAGUCUUUCUGUCCAUCCCCCCUUGACGUUUGGGGAGGUUUAGGAUUUGUGGCUGAAUGAAUAACCCAGUUCCCGGUCCAUCGCCCCCCCUGGUGCCGCUCAUUAGCAGUCGAGUUCCUGGCAGGUUCAGCGGGUCCUGCUCGGGUCCUAAAGCCUCUGCUUUAACGCGUCGGGCGGCAGUGACCGAGAACAGCGAGUCUCUGUGGUCAGAUUAUGUGGUCUGAAGGAAUCUUUAACGGAGUGGUUUUAUUUUUACUCAGCUGCAGGCCGGGCUGGGAGCCGCUUGGUCGUAUAACAGGUUUAUUAGCCUCAGAGAACAGGGCAGGACUGAGGGAGGCAGGAUCUGAACCAGGCUCACAUUUAACGGUCUGCCUGUAAGAGCGGAACGGUUCAGCUAGUUAGACCUCACGAAAGUGCUACAACUACAUUCACGAUAUUAACCCCUUUAAUACAGUAAUUAACAAGAUGAACUACACCUAGUAUAACCUCAUAUUUCAUAACACUCAGCCAAAAAUUAGCGAUUUACAAGCUGACACUUUUACGCACAGAUAUUACGCACUGGACACACUCACUAAAAACCCUGAAAUCUCCAGAGGUAUGUACCAUUUUUUUUUCACAUAACUGCAAAAAUAUUCACCAGCGACACUUAAAGAAACAGCUCAUUCUUCUCAGUGCUCCUCUGCAGACGGUGUACUUAACUCAGGCUGAUAGAAGCGUGUUUGAGCCGGAAUAAACAUUUUACCGAGUCUCCGUUUGAGAAACAGGAAUCAGGAGCUCUCACUGUGUGGUUUUAGUUACUUGGUGGUUUCACGGUUGACAAGUUGCCACCAUCUGCAGCAGGAAUCUGCUGCAACUUUAUGUAAUUUAUCAACUUCUUCACCUGAGGAAGUAAACUCCAAUUCCUUUCAUGAGCUUUAUCAGACUAAGGCUUUCCAAAUUUGACCAGAAUGUGAAAUGUGACAUCCAUGCAAAAGAGGUACCAGACAUUCAUCAUUUAAAGGGCCUUUUAAGAAGUUUUAUGUCAAAUUGGUGCACAAAAAAAACCUGAUAAUUUAAAAUAAAGAGUGGUUAAGUGUUCAAAAUUUCCUGGGGGGAGGACCACCACAAGAUCUCAGACAAAAUAAAUAAAAAAUAAAAUAAUAUCAUCAAUUUAAAUCAAUAUCAAGACAUUUGAGACAGUUUUCCUGAGCCCAGUUGUUUACUGUAAAAGUAUUUCUCCAGAGCAAAAAUCUCAUCAAUAUCUCAUCAAUACAGUAUCUGAGGCUGCUCAUCUGAUCAGGAAAAUGCUCCAAUAUAUCAAACCAUCUCAAAAUAUUCAGCUCCACUAAAAGAGGAAUGAGUGUUUUUAUUUGACCGAAGAGUAAAUGCAAAAUGAUCAUCCUUGCUUCCUAAAUUAAGGCGCUGGUGGAAACUGUUUGCUCGAGCUCCUACGCUUGUGUGUGUUCACGCUGUAAAGAAGGUACCAGCUCGGCCUUAUUUUCAGCCAGUAAAAACAGCAAUAAUGAAUCAUAUUACUGUAAAUAAAUCACUGUAAACAAGAUGGUUACUCUGGCCCCAGAGUGACUUUUGGAAAUAAAUUCACUCUCUUGAUAAACUCCUAAAAUUUUGGAUGCCUCCAUUACAUUUUUUUUCCUCCUCAAGGACCUGUAACGCCUGAUAAAAAAUAUACAGGAAAAAACAGUUUUACACUUCAUGGAUCUGCCUCUGGAUCUGUUUUGGAGUGUUUAAAAUGUUUCUGCAGGACAGCAUGCACAGGAUGUGAGUUUUUUUUUUUUUUUUUUUUUUGAAGUUUAAGAAAAUUCACUCUCAAAUAUUUAUAUUAACUUUUUAUGUCUGAUGGAAAUCUGUAAAUUUAAAUAUUUCUAGUUUCAUGUUCGGGAAAAUAUAAACAAAUUGGACUCAAGAGGUUUAUUCUCCUUGUUUGAAGCAACUUAAAGAUAACGGGAGAAAUAAUGAAUGGGGUGCAAAUGUCUACCUGCUCAUAUAACUAUCACUGCUUCACUGAUGAAAUGUAAGGCUUCCUUGAUGAGUAAUUGCUCUCAUUUUUCAAAGUUCCUUUUUUCAAUUCAAGAUUUUUAAUUGUUCUAAUGUGACAAAAUACUAUUUAUAAACACUCACCUCUGUAGGUGUGCAAAUCACAGCAACAAAACUCAGUUUAUUUUCUUAUUUACUUAAAAUCUGAUCAUCUAUCUGUAAAAUCUUCAUACAAAUAUGAAGAGUGUUUUUCAGUGACUCCUCCCAGGCUGUCUUUGCUGAUGUGAGAGAAAAAAAGAACUGUGUGUUUGUGAGUGUGUGUGUGGGAGUGUGUGUGUGACUGCAUGUGAACUGUGACACGGAGGGUAAAUUGAUGUACAGCAUCGCCUUGAUUGAAUUCAGACCAAUUAGUGGCUCGCUUUGGAUGUUUGCUGCGUUUUAAUGAGGCCGGGAUGGGCUGAUUGAGAGUGUACGACCACAAGAUACAGGCCCUGAUUCUGUGUGUGUGUGUGUGUGUGUGUGUGUGUGUGUGUGUGUGUGUGUGUGUGUGUGUGUGUGUGUGUGUGUGUGUGUGUGUGUGUGUGUGUGUGUGUGAGACAGAGAGAGAGAGAAACCACAGCAGAUGUCAGGGUAGUGUUGUGCUGAGUGGACAUGUUUUUGCUCAUCAAUAGAAGUCACUUUUUAUUCGGCUUUACAACAAAAUUUAAAAUGAAGCUUCAAAUUAGAAACUAAAAGAAAACCGUCACAUGAACUUGAUGCUUCUUGAUAAAACACUCUGAGAAUUAAGCUUUCUUUAGUUCUGGGUGUCUAAAGUUGAGUAAAGACUUGUCCUUGUGGUGACUCUUCUUCAGAUGAACAUUUUUAAACAUCAGAUGCAGCGAGAAGCUUCAGCUUCAGGAGUGUCCAAGGCUCUUUAGUUGGACCUUGUUGUCGUGAGCGUGUGUGUGUGUGUGUGUGUGUGUGUGUGUGUGUUCAGUGAAGGCAGCUCCCUCAUCUUGAUAGAAAUCUGUCCAAUCAGAGUUGUCGCGCUCGUGUUCGGCCUGUCUUUCCCUCCUCUUCAUUUUUACUGGAGCUCCUGCAGAAAUGAUCCGAUUCAGUCGAGCUGCUGAAACUGCUGCAGUUUACAACAUGAAUUCCAGGAUUUGAGGCCUGUUGUAGAUCUGGAGCUGCUCACUGAAGCUUUUCAGACUGUGUUAUUCUUAUUGAUGCAGAUUUUAUUCUGAAUGAGGAGUUUCAGAUUUUUUUGUGUGUACCUUAAAGUUGUUUUCUGUCACAAUCAAACCCUCUGGACUCAUAUUACUAUUUAAGAUUUGUCAUUAUCUUUGAACACUGACACUAAUUUAAGGCUUCAGACCAUCAACCAUCUAAACCAAGUUGAUUUUUAAAAAUGGAUGAAAAUAGAAGAUUCUUAAAUGUGCACAUUAAUGAAAAAACAACAAAAUAUGGUUAAGAGACUAAAGGUACAAUGAGAGUGUAAUACUUGGAUUAACCUAAAAAAAACUAACCUGUUUGUUUUCUUAUUAAAACAUUAACUGAACCCAAAGCUUUUAAUGAUAAAACAAACUACAGCUUAAACAAAGACAAAACUGUCAACCAGAGGAUAAAGACUAAGAAACAGCCCCUGCUUCAUACACUACAUUUGUUGAACUUUAAUUAGAUGUGACAAUAAUUGUGUUUUGUCCCAGUCAAAUAAAUAUUAAUUAAUAAAUAGAUAAUGCCUUAAAAUGACCAAAACUAAACAGGCUGGACUGUGAAAGUCAAUUUAAGAUGAUUAAACUAAAAUGUUCUGGUUGUUGUUGGUGUAUCACUGAAGAGUUUGGAUGGAGAUGCACAGAAAUUCAAACCCAUCAAAAUUUCUGUGCAACUCAGGAAUUACAAACUAAUUCCCAUAGCUUUGGGAAAAUUCAUGCAUGCAGGAAAUUAGAGCAGGUGUUUCUGGUGCAGCAAUGAAUAUACAAAUAGAAUAAAAGAUAGCAGUGACAGUUUAACCAUCAACUAACUUCAAUACAAUUAAUCUAAUAGUAUGGACUAAUGCAAUUGAAAAUAAUGUUAAAUAACUGAGUGCAAUUGCUUAAGUGGAGUUAAAGAGCGGUGGAGUUUGUGCUGGAAUGAGCAACAUUAUUAUGUUGUGUGUUAGAAAUUGCACGCCAAAGCAGUGUGAAAAAGCUUAAAAGGUGAAAUAAAAAUGCAAAAAGACAAAAUGUAAUGUGAAUCAGCGCAACACAAAGAUCUAGAGAGUCUUCAUUUUAACACUUCACUGCUAACGUAUUAUGAAAUAACUCAGAGGCUGAAUGCUUCUCCGUGUAUCGAGGGACAGGGUGUUACAACAGCCUCCAGAUUUGAAGAGAUUGCUUUCGUUGGUUGUGAUAGAUUACUGUCUGCACACUUUAUAUGGAUGAUUAUAUAUUAUUAUAUUAUUUAAAACCAUCAUCUGUGUGAUCUUCCUGCACCAGAUACUCAAGUUUAAUGCUGCUUGAUGUAAGUGUGCUGUCCUCAUCUGUAGAUGAACUCACAGCAGAUAAAACUUAUGGUUAUUCAUUCGUCUGCCCGCUUCUUGAACACCAGCAGUAAAUGCAGUGUUUUAAUAUGAAGUAAGGGGGCUGUUCUCAGUGACUCUGUGAGUGUGUGUGAACAGUAAAAGUAGAAUAACAGGAGAGGAAUCAUGUGUGACAGUCUCACCGGCUGCAGUGACACUCACAGGAUCUCCCAAGAAGAUGAUGGAGAGUCUGUCUGUGUCUCUCUGUGCUCAUUACAGCCCCUCAACCCCUCCACUCCACCUCCCUCUCUCCUCCUUCAUCCCUCCCCUCCCUCCUCUUUCUACUCUUCCUAUCUCCAUCCCUCCUCUCCUCUCCUCACUUCUCCUCUCUGGGCUUGUGUUUCCAGCAGACUUGGCUCAGCUCGGCACGGCGGUUUGGCCGGGGGACUGGGUCCAGUCUCGCAGCAGCUCUGCAUUUGCAUAACCAUAUUUGUGUGCCCGUCGCUCUGCCAAGUCCACCUCCUGGUGUCAGGGCGCUCAAUAAAUAAUACAUUAUUAGAUUCUUCUCUGGGUGGUGGUGGUGGUGGUGGUGUUGGAGGGGAUGAUGGAUAGUUAGCAGUGAACUAUUUCUGAGAAAAGUGAAACAAAAGUAAGCGUGUGAGAGUUUAAUCUGGUGAAAGCGGAGUUUUGAAGUUUGGAGCUUUCGAGAAAUGACAUCCUAGCUAGAAAAAAAAUAAGAUGUAUCGCCAUUUAACCCAACAAGGUUAAAAAGUAGGAUGAUGAUUUGCUGAGAGGGUUUGCUUCUUUAUUCGGUGAAUUUGGAGUUAAAAAGAAAAGGAGUUUUGAUUUAGGAUCUGGUUAAUUUUGCAGUCAAUAAGGGGUUUCUGAGUUUUGUUUGAGUAAAUAAAGGAAGAACUUGCAAAGUGACCUCCAAACAAAGGUCAUGCUGGGUGAUUUAGCUGCAGACUCUCCUUCGUUUCUGUCUCCUUGUUCCUUAAAAGCAGAAGAGUUUGGAUUUUGUUGUGCACAGAGCAAAUGUGAAGUUGUCUGAGGUCACCCUGCUGGUGUCUGUGAGUUUGAGCCUCACGCUGAUGGAAAGCUUCUCUGUAGGUCUGGAUCAGAUUCAGGAUGGAGGAAACGGUUUUAUCUGCUCUGACAUCGUGACUGUGUUGAUGGUCAGUCAGUUAAACUCUCCCUCCAGAGAGAGAGCUUGAAGGAAAAACUCCAUUUUCUGUACGUUUCCCCGUGGACCUCUUCAUUUGUGUGGCCCAAUUUAAUAUGUAAUAUUUUCUACAUCUCAGUUCAAAGGCGUUACGCAGCAUUUAUUCUGCGUUUGACAUCAGCCCAGGACUUUAGCACGAGCCAGAGAGACAAACUUAGCCGCGCCGCUCCGGGCUGGAGACGGCAGGUGAUUUGGAGUCAGUGGAGAGAACCGCUGCCCUCCUCACUGCGCCAAGUUUCCUGCGUAAAAAGCCAAAAGCGGAUUAGUUCCACUGUUUGAGAGCUGCCCUCUCAUCAAAGUCCUCAUUUCCCCCUCAGACUCAGAGGCGAGUCCCGGCUCGGACGGAGAGGGUCUGGCUGAGAGGACGUCGUGCUCCUUCGGCUCACCCGACGACCUGGCCCCGGGCCCCUGCGAGCCGUCGCCCCCAGCCUCCAUGGAGGAGAUCCAGGUGGAGCUGCAGUGCGCAGACCUGUGGAAGCGUUUCCAUGACAUCGGGACGGAGAUGAUCAUCACUAAGGCGGGCAGGUAGGCCGGACACACACGCACACAAACCUACAUGCAGUUCUAUAGCGGGUUCGUGGCGCAAUCAGACUGCGUAAAAACUCAGUCAUUAACUUUUACGCAAAUGAAACUCGUUUCAAACUGGCCCCACAAGUUGACUCUUCCGAUAUCUCAUUAUUUUAAAACAUUUCCCGUAAUACUAAAACCAUAAAAACAAUUUAGGGCCGAGUUAAGCGAUUAGCUAAUUUAAGUUAUUCGACUGCGCAGGCGCAAAGGCGUACGCGUUGACUCACAGACGCGUCAUUUCAAAAGCUCAGGCACACACACACACACACACACACACACCUCUGUGUUUGGAGGGUGUUAAUGUGUUGCACAUGCAGGCCGCUGUGUCGUGUUCAGGCCUCAUGACGCGGCAGGUUUUUCUCGAUGCCUGAGAAAACGGAGAGCUGGAUUUAAUUAAUCUCUCUCUCUCUCUUUCUCUUUCUCUCUCUCUCUCUCUCUCUCGGAAACAUUUUCAUUUUUUUGUCUUUCGGUCUCUCGUGCCUGCAGUCCAAACUCAGACUGAGAGCAGGAGUUGACCUGCGGGCCCUGCAGGAAAGACCUUUCCUCGCGCUCUGCUGCGCGCCCUGCGACUAACAUUUCCCCCUCUGCUCACAUCAAUCGACUUGAGAGAUUUUGAGCUUUUGCUGCUCGACGGCAAAAAAAAAAGUCCCCAAUACACACGUUUCUAUGACGACAUGGAUCUCUAUCCGGACAGCGCCUCAAACUUGCACUUAUUUGGGUCCAGAAAGCGCAUCUCCGUUACCAGAACCCUUCUCUUAAAGUUUGUUGGUAGAAUAGUUAGUGCUUAAAAACUGCAGGAAAAUGAUGAGUAAGCACCAAAAAAAAAAAAAAAACAGUUAAUAGGCCAGGGACCUAAUGUCUGCACCUAUGUGUGUGCGUGUUGUGUGAGUUGAUAUCAUUUUUAAAUUAAACAAUAUCAUAUUUAUAGGGAGCAGAUCAGCCAGUGUUGAUGUUUAAUACUGAUAUCAUAUUAUUGUUUAUUGGAUCAAAUAUAAGAGUUAAAUAAUACUCACAAAUACAAAAAAAAAAAAAAAAAAAAACAGAACAACUGAAUGUAAAUGAACAUUUUCUCAAAUAAAUAGAGACAAAAAAAAUAUUUGUCUGUAAAAUAUUGCUGCAAGGAAUUAAAAUAUUUGUCCAGUUGUUGGUAAUUAUUGAAAUAAAAAAAUAUCAGGCCUAAAAAAUACACAAAAGAAAUACAUUAUUAUUUUAUUAUUCUAAGCAUGUGAUAAACUAAUGGUUAUUUUCCCUUACAUGUUUUAAUGUCAGGAGCAACUUUAAACUGUGUUUUUCUUCACUUCACAACAGAGCUUAAAGGUUAACUGGUAAUUGUUCUAAAUUUAAAGAUUGUGAAAAAUGUGUAAUCGUUCAAAAAAAGAUGAGGGUGUAAUUGACUUUUCUAGCAGUGAUGGCGAUGUGUUACUGAUCACUUUAAAUCUGCCCGAUUAACCACUGACUGAGUGAUCAGUUUAUCUCUAAUCUGAAUAAUUCAGUCAGAUUAUCUUCUGUUUAUCAGGACAGAUGGAUUUGAGUUUGAAGUAGCUGAAUAAAAAGUUCAUAUAUUAUAUUUAAUAGACGUUUUUGUGUUUCACCUCUGAACUUUUGGUCAAGGCCUUUAUUUGACUUUUUCUGCUCUUAAUCAGUGCUGCCCUCAGUAACACCCCCCUCUCUCUCUUCUCUCUCUCUCUCUCUCUCUCUCUCAUUUUCUCAUAUUAGACUCACUCUGCUGCUUUUUAUGAAUUGGCUUUAAAUUGGUAAUCAGCUCAUAAAGGGCACAACCAUCAUUUUUGCGCUGAAGCAGAGUGACUAUAACUCUAUGUGUGUGUGUGUGUGUGUGUGUGUGUGUGUGUGUGUGUGUGUGUGCUCUCUUCAUGGCCUGUUUAUAAUAAAACCAUAAAUCCAGAGGAGAGGGGGGAGCGGAGCAGCCCUCUGCUCUCAUUAGAGAGCUUCAGAUUUACGACUUUUAAAUGAAAAGCUCAAAAAUGCUGCGUUUGAAGUGCAAAAAGAGGAAUUAAGUCACAACUUCUCCCUCUUCAUUUAAUACAAGACCCCUCCUCUUUGUCUUUCUCUGACUGUAAUUUUCAUGGUCAAAUCUGCCUCAGAGCGGGUGGAGCUGGUGGACAGAAACAUGUCUGAGGAGAAAAAGUAAAGUUUAAUUAGACCUACAUGAAAGAUUUCAGAGUUUGAUUAUUGGUUUGUUAAGUUUUAUGACAAAAAGACCAAAAAAACACACAAAUGUAUAGAAUGUAAAGGUCAGAGGUUAAAAUAUUAUGGCCCGCAGGAACAAAAAUAAAGACUACAGAAAUAUUGAAGCGAUAAAAGUGAAAUUAGUACAUUUUUAGUGGUAUAACCAUGUCCAAACAAUCAGGAUAAAGAUGUAAAUAAUGAUUUAACAUUAUCUUCAUAUAAGUGUUGCUCCUAGAGUUUAUUUCUGUUGCAUUAAAAGCUGAAUCUCUUCUCAUUCAGACAUGAUGAACAAACCAAGAAGAACUUUUUACAGCUGAGAGAUGGAGCUUUUAUUUUUGUAUGAGUUAAAGAAGUCAACAGCGAGUGUGAAACUAAAAACAAAACAAACACAGGAACAGUUUCACCAAAAAAUAACCACUGAUUUGAUGCAGAAUCAGAGUAACUCUGUUUUUUCGUUGAAUACCUCUGCAUUUUGUUUAUUAAUUUUAACAGGAGGACUUGUUUUUUUUAAAUGAGCGUGUCUGAAAAUGUGUGUGUGUCUGCUGUUUGCUUUGCCCAGCGCUGCACAAACAUCGUUUACAUCCUCGGGGGGCCGUUUGAAUGAAAGACGAGGACUCCUCAUUUCAACAAACUCUGAACAAGCAGAGAGAGUUUGCUCAAGUAGAAAAACACACACAGCUUUAUAAGAAAUUAAACUCAUUUUCAAACCUGUUUGCAUCAUUACACUCUGGACUGCUCAGAGAAAUAGAUCAACAGGCUGAGCAGCAGGUCUUAUACGCUACAAUAAAGUGACCUGAUAUAAAGGAGCUAUAUUAAAAUACAUUAUUUAAUUUGUAAAAAUCUUUUAGUGAAUUAAUCUUUUUUUUAAACAUAUAUGUUUAUUGGAAAUGUGGAAGGUGAGGGUCUGUUUUUUUCUUCUCUUUGCACCAGAACUGCACACCAAGUGGUCCCUUUAUUUCACUUAGAUGUAACCCUGCUGACUAUACUGAAAAUUGUUGGAUUAUUUUAAGUUGAUCAUUUGUAUUUAGUUGUUUGUUUAUUGGAAGAAUAACACAAUUAGAGUCAUUAUUUGGAAAAUCUGAGUUUUUAUGAAUACUUUCAUUUUGAUAGAAUUAAUUAUGAUGCUGUAAGUGAUGCUGACAUAGGUAAGAUAAGAUGGGAAAGGACGUGCAGGAGGAAAGUUGGUUUUUCUUUUAUUCAUGAGGGUUCAGAGGGAAAGAUAGGAGAAAAUAUAAGAACACUAAUCCCUGAUUAUGACUCAAAAACCUCCAAAAACCUCAAUUUUUUGCCCUGAUUGGAGUGAUGAUUUGUUUGAUCCGCUCUCUCUGUGCUCUGACGGCUGGUUUAUUUUCAGACUGCACCUCUUCACUGUAAUAGAGACCUAAUCCGUUAUUUUGGUCACCUUUAGACAUUACUUACAUAUUACUAAACUGAUUCCCCAGUCUGAUUAUUUCACACUUCCUCCUUAUUGAUCCAGGAAUCCAUCCCAUGUCGCUUUAAGCAGCUAAAAUAAAAGAACAUUUCUGAUGUGAAACUAUUUCAAUGAUGGAAAUUUUACUGUAUCACACACAAUAUGUAAGAUUGGAAACCUGAUCCAUUACACUGACACAGCUGUAAACAUGUUUUACUCAGUUUUGUCGAACAUUAUUUGCAGAUCACCAAUCACUAACUAUGUGUCAUGAGUUUGUGGGAUGAUCUUUAAAUGACUAAGUCUCAGUAGAAGAAUACUGCAGGCUCCUCCGUGACCUCAGCUGCUGGAUAAUAACAUGAAAUCAGAAUGAUUGAAUCCUCAGAUUGCUCUGAGUUUGUUUUAAUCAUGAUGCAUUUAUUUAUAAGAGUCUUCUUUCCUCUAAUUCUGUGUUGGGGUCGAUCUGUCAUGUAACGUUUAAAGCAGUACUUUCUCUCACAGGCCUCAGGGUGUCCAAAUGAUCCACUCAGGAAGGUUUGCCUCCACUCUUUCACCCUCUUUAGUUUCUUUCAGCCGUCUAGUUACCUUAAAAUAACCUUCAUCUCUUUUAAGAAACGACUUCACUGAAGAAAACACUGUUGUUUUCAGACUCAGUGUUUUAUAUUUUAUUGUCAGCAGGACUGCUUUUAGGACACGGCAUCUUCAUAGAGCUAUUCUGGUCAAAAUUACAGAUGACCUUUCUUCUCUUAUAAGUCUCAAGGAUGGAAAAAAACACAACCUCUGUUUGUACGCCGUGUAAUUUGUCACUCUCAAAGUCUGAGCUGUGAAGGAAAGCUUUGAGUCUCUAGUUUGCGCUGCUUGGGAUAAUCUGGGGACAGAAUUUAAAUUGCAAAGCGUAACAAUCCUGCGUGUUUUAAAUCCUCUGUGAAAUCUCUCGAGUCUAACCUGUCAGCGUCUGAAUGAUUUUUUAUAUUCCUGAUAAUCUCUCUUGUUUUUAGGAGCCCGAUCGUGUUUUUGCUGCUAGUCUCUGCCAGUUCUAUUUUAGAGAUCUGAUUUCAAUAAAUGAAACAAAAGGACAAAAGGGAAAAGAUGGAAAUAAUUUGAUUCCCAUUUGACUCAUCAAUAUGUAUCCCUCUCUUUCAGGAGGAUGUUUCCUGCCAUGCGGGUGAAGAUCGCAGGUCUGGACCCUCAUCAGCAGUACUACAUCGCCAUGGACAUCGUGCCUGUGGACAAUAAGAGAUACAGGUACGUUACUUGUGUAUAUACUGCAGGAAAAGCCUGAGUUCAACAUGUUUGCAAAACGAAGUCAAACUUUGCAUUUGAUCUUCUGUUUUUGCACCAUUUAUCCGCAUUUUCCUGCUUUUCCAAAUACAGACCUUCAUCCCAGAAUUUCCCCUCAAUCUGCUCCAAAACCAAAAUGAUUUCAUUCCUCUGGUUUUGAACGGGGAGAUAAAUGUCCCCUGAUGGUCUCAGCGCUGUUACAGAUGCUUUUCAGACAUGACAGGAAUGAAAUUGCGGAGAAAUCGCUGAGUAAUUGUGCGUUUUUUUUUAAAAAGAGGGAACGAAGAAAGUCAAACACACAUAUGCAGCACAGAAGAGCAGCUUUUCAGCUCUCUCAGAAAAUCAUUUGAAUAAGAGCACAGCUGAACAUAAUAUGCACAGGCACAGUCGUAUCCCUCCACAGCUGGAUGCAGAACUUUAUUUUCCUGGAUGAAUCUCAAAAAUCGAGCUGAGUACAAACACAUUGACCUAGUUGGGUUGAUGUUAUCUCAGAACCAUUUCUCAUCUUUGAGUCCGCAUAACAGGAUUUGGACUGAACAAAGAUAUUCCAGCCUUUUGUCAUUUUCCUCAUAACUGCUCCGAGACAUGUUCCUGUCUUCUUCUUGGCUUUAAAAAAGGUUGUUCCUCCCAUCAUUUGCAUGAAUGAAGGGAAGUGAAAGUGAUUAAAGCGUGCAUGGGCUGGAAGCAGGUCUGUACGUGAUGGAUCUCUCUGGAUAUGCAAUAAGACCGACAUCCUGGCUGCAGAACGAGUCCCUGAAGUCAGAGCCAGAGAGGAGAUUGAAAUGUAUUCAUCAUCCCGCAGAGGCUGCCUGCAAAUAGGAUAACUCUCAACAUCCACGUCUGAUGACGGAAAGAUAAAAAAAAAAUGAUGUGGAGAUGGAAAGAAAAUUUGAGAUGCUGCAGCGAGAGAAGUUUUAUAGAGUUACUUUAUGGUCCAGCAGAAACUUUUCAGGUGUUAUGACAAAAAUGAGGAAGAUGAUGAGAGACAUGUGCGAAGUUUACCUUCUCUCUUCAGUGACUGUGUCGUGUCUUACUAAUGCUGAUAUAAAAACAGGCUGUUAUGAUUGUGAUGAAGUGAUGAUGUGGAAAAUAACCCAGAGCCAGCAUCAGAGCUUUUACUGUGAGGUCUGAUCAAUGAAAGUCUCUAAACACUGAUGCUGCUGUUUGUGAGUCGAAGCUUUAGCCUGCUGAGAGUUUCUGGUCUUACAUUCAGAGUUAGUAAAACAAAUCUCAAAUUUGAUUUAGAAAAGUUCAAGAAAGGAAAAUAGCACCAUUAAUAUUGUUAUUUAAAUGCUUUUAUUUUGAAAGAAUUUGUUGUUUUACAUUUGGUGAUACUCGGGGAGGUAAGAUAUGAUGGAGGAGGAUGGAGAAUUGAAGGAUAAGACAAUAUGGAAAAUUUAAAGUGGACAAACACCAAAAGAUUAAAAAAUUUCAGACUGAUCUUGUAAUGUCUGAGACCCAACACAUGAUGACAGAUUUGACAGUUUUGUUGCUGUUGUCCAGACCAGAGUCCAGACUGUCAAAACUGAGAAAGUCUCACAGUCAAACGUGACUUGACAACACAGGAGCUAACUGAUCCUAACUGCCUACUUACAUUGCGACCACAUUUUCAUAUCAGUUCUACCUACAUGUGUUGUCACCAUGUAUCAAAAAGUGGGUACCAGUAUUUCUGACGCCCAUUUCAGUUUAAACCUCAUGUUCACUUUGCUAUGGUUCGUUGUGCUUCCUCUUCCAGUCAGGUUGCUUUCCGAUCAUUAUCUCUUAGCGUGUGCCCCGCAGAUAGUUUUCACUUUCUACUUUCUGUAGAAAGUGAAAAAAUGUUUCCUCCUUUUUGACUCUUAUUGUUCAGCCAAACUAACGAAGCCAAGGAGCUCUGCAGACAGAAGGACAGCUUGACAGACAGAGAUACUCCGGUCUGAAAUAUCAGGUAGCUUAUCACAUAGAAGCUUUUUAGACACCUGUUUGCAUAUUGUUCAGCUGCCUGUGUGGUGAAGCUUUUAGAAACAGUAGAAAAAUCUGCAUUUUUCACUUUUAAAAAGCUCAGUAACAUCAUGAAUGGCUGGGAUAAAAAAAGUUGAUUGCACAGGAUUAACUGGUGCAGAAAAUACACGUUCAGUUGUUUUAGAAACUUACAUUUGUGUUUUGGUUUUACUCAGACUUAACUAGAUUACCUGUAUUGAUCAUAAUGAAGAGACAUGCCACUUUAUUCAUUUAUGCAUAUCACUGAUUUAAAGCCUUAGUAAGAUUAUAUACUGAGUUCAAACUUACUAAUAAAAAUGCAAACAAGUGUCUAAAAAAAGUCGAAAUCAUUUUCAAACUCAUUAAAGCCUUAAAUGCAUUUCUUUUAGAGAGUUAAUAUUUGAGCAAAUCACAGACUCCCUCCACCUCCUUCUGUAAAAGAAAACCUGUCAUCUCAGAGGAAAACAGGGAGAAACUCCUCCCCCUCAUGUCAGCGCAGAUUUAAUUAAGACAAAAAACAAGAAAGGAAUGAAGACAAACAAUAAAAGACCACAACUUCUGUUAUUUGACUCGAGUACCCUCUAUCUUUAAUAUCAUGUCACAUUUAAUGAAUACAGAAUUUUCCACCAGAGCGAGGAAGAUGUUGUGUGUUACCGCCUCUUACUGCCCUCCCACAAGUGAACCAGCCCAUCAUAGAAGCUUUUCAGAGACCAGAAGAUCUUGUAAAAUUAAAUGGGAUUUUCAUCCUGGCUGGGGAGUUUACCACAGAGCUUUACAGACUGAUCUGGGAUCUGUCACUGGUGUGUGUCCCAGUCCUGAAGACUUUGGGGUCUGGAAACACGGUCUUUAUUGAAGUUGACUUGCUUUACUUGGGCUCCCUGCCCCUGUUUGGGAACGUCUUUUGGUACCACGCUCAUUAAACCUCCAUAUUUCACUUCUUUUAUGUGGACAGUCGCUCGGUUUGCUCUGCGACAUGAAGCGACUCUGCCUUAUGAACCCGUCUUCAUGUGUGUGUGUCAGAGCAAGUCGCACGUCUUCAGUUACACAUACUUUCAGGUCACCACACACAGUCAGUAAACACCCAUUUUUAUAAGCUUGUCUGCUGGCAUCACGCAAAUUAUGUAACUUGUAUGGAUGACAGGACAUGAAAGCACAUUUAAAAGUAAAAAAGAAAACCCACAUAUAUUCAUUAAAUAGCAUUAAUACUAUCCAUGUGAGCAGGGGUGUGUCCAGAAAGCUGGUCAGAGGUGGCAUGGACCCUCCUUUGAUAUGUGAUUGGCCCCCAAAUCCCAUCAGAUUUUACCUUGUCUGGCACUCAAAUUAAAAUCAACUAUUUUGGGCCAUGUUGUUGCCCAGGGCUUUUUUUUUUUUUUUUUUUACACUUUCAUAUUGGACAUUUAGUUGUACAAUUUUUAAAUUCUGACUUUUCUAUAUAUUUUAUUUAAUUUUUCAUUUAUUUAUUAUUAUUUUUUAUUUAUAUUUAUUAUUUUUUGUAAUCUAAUAUUUUCUUUUUAUUGCAAAUUUGGGUCAGAAUAAAAUCUGUUUUGAUGAUUUUUUUUUUUUUUUUUACAAAAUAAAAAAGGAAAAAUUAAGGAAAGAAAUACCCACACACCCUAACCCCACUAUAUAGUGCAGUAUGAUCCAAAAAAAUAGUGAUUCUGCCCGAGCUGUAGAUAAUUCAAGAUACACAAUGUCUAAAAAUGUAAGAGCCCAUUGGCGCAAUGAUAACGUAUGAGGAGGUUUCCAGCAUCUUCUUAGCUUCUGUUAGCCCAGAGAAAAGAACACGUUUCUGCGCUGUCUUCAAGUGAAGUUCAGAUACAUUGUCCAACAGUAACACUGGUGGGAAAAGGGGGAUGACAGACUCCAAAAGAGCUUAGAGUUUUUUCGCAACCAAAGACCAGAAGUUUGUCACCUCGGGACACUCCCGCAUCAUAUCAUAUGGCUUUUCUAUUUUAAAAGGGGCACAGCAGGUUAAAACAUCUAUAAGAAACUAGGCUACACAAACAAGGCAGAUACUUUUUCACCUCUACAUUCUCAGGGUUGCUGGGAUGGAGGGUAUCUAAAGUACAUAUAAGCAAGAACAGUGUGUCUUUCUGUAUGUCAAAACUUUACUGAAGAAAGAGAGAGAAAAGCUGCAUCUGUGUAAACAUGCAUUAAAAAAGCCCCCUCCUGAAUCUGUCAUUGGUGCAGUUUGGCCACCCCAGACAAAAAGUGGACACACCCCUGCAUGUGAGGGCAACUUCUGGAUGCAGUAGUCAUUCCUGAAACCUUUAUGUCUAAACAUGACACUGUAAAGCAUUUUUCAGCCCUAAUCUGAUUAUAAAUGCAGUUUUUAAACCCUCACUCAAGUUUCUCUAACCCUUACACCAAAUUCUGUCUAGAUAAUAACAAACCCAGAAUGGAUACAAAAGGUUGUAGAGUUUAUUUUGGUGCGGACACUUUCAGUAAAGUUCUUCAAAACAUGAAGAUAUGAGGGAGUUUUAAAUUGCAAUGCAAAGAAUUAAAGAGUGCAUGUUGCAGAUUUGUUAGUUGUGUGUUUGUCUUUGGCAGGAGAAGAGAAAAAGCGCUCCUCCCCUCCCCCUCCUCCAGUCCAUCCAGUAAGAGUCACAUAAAGUCCAGUCUUUAUUGAUCGCUCUGGAGCCAGAUGGCAGAUUUAUAGGAGAUGAAAGUGAGGGGGACUAAUCAGAUUUCCAGUCGUGUUUGGGGCUAAAGUUUCCUCGUUCCUUCACACUUUUCCCGCUACACAGAGCGUAACCCUAAACAGCACUCCAAACAGGAAAUUACAGAAAGGCCUGGCACCCCUUAGUGGGUGGAUGUGUUAAGGUCAAAAGAGCGGUGUGGAGGUGUUCGCUUGGCAUUAGCAAGAGUAAAAGAAAUAACAGGUAGUAAAACUUUGUGUUUGUAGUCUGUUGGACAAAAAAGAAGCCAGAAUAAAAUGAACACCCUUUUCCUCAACUUGUUUUUAACAAGUUCACCAGGUUUUCAUGAGCCAUGGAUGACUAGAGUAUCAAGAUAGUUGUUAGUUGGAGAGUUAUGCUUCCUACCAGUUGGUGAAUUUCUUCUUACAGCUUAUUGCAAAUCCUUGAGUUUCUCUGAGGUUCAUCUUUUCUAGUCCUUGAGUUUAUAUCCUGUCUACUCUCAGACUUGUUUCUGGUCUCUUACAAGUCCUAAAGUUUUACCUACCUAUCUCUACGCAGGUUACUCUUAUCCAUCCCUUUGCUAAUACACAAGCAGGUCUUUUACGACUCCUUACUGUCCCUAAACUUCAUCUUGUCAGUCUGAUUCUUGACUCGCCCUUUCCAAAUCUUCAAGUUUUCUUUGCCAGUCUUGAUCAGUCUAAGCAUCUAUCUUUCUCUACCUCUUGCUACUUAUCACCCGAGACCUACUUUUGAACAGCCUCUAACGAAACCUGAAGUUUAUGUUUUCAAUCCUCAUUCCAGUAUCAGAGAUACUCUUGUUACUCACCUGUUGCUAAUCCCUGAAUUCGUUCUUUCUUACUCUGAGUUUCCUCACUUAAUUCCAGAUACAAUACACAAAUAACACUUUCAUUUGUAUCUUACAAAUACAGCUAACUGUUCAGAGUCCUAAAGUCCUGUCUUUACCUUCAAUAUGGCUGCUGGAUUUGUUUUUGUCCACAUCCCUUAAAAAAGUCUUUGGACCUUCUUAUGAUAUUCUUCAAACUGUGGCAAAGAAACGCAGAUAAUAAAUGCAUUUUUUUGCCUUUGCUUGAAUGUGACUAUAAACAUAUAUAUAUGUGUGUGUGUGUGUAAUAGGGUGGUGCAGCCCUCAGAGGCAAUAACAAAAGGACCAAAUGAGAGUUGUGUCCAUGUUUCAGGAGUGAGUGAUGACUUUGGCAGGGACGCAGCAGAUAAAACACUUUCAAGUGAGCGAAAGGGCCUGAACUAAAGGCAAACAGCUGUGCCUCACUCUCGCUCUCCUCCACUCACUCUCAACCUCGCUCAGCCUAUCUCUAACUCUUCUUCCCCUCUGUAUGGAUCUUCAUUUAAUCUCACCGUCUGUUGGCUUAAUAUCACCAAUUAACCCUUUUUUUCCUCCUCUCCUCUCUUUCUCUGUUCUCGCCUCUCUUCCUUCUCCUCUUUGUUCUCUCUUUUCUUGAGUUUUACUCCCUCUCUCCUCCCUGUAUUUUUAGUUCCUCUAUUUUUACUACACUGCAUACAUUUUUGGCUGGUGCUUUGAGGACUUGUUUUUUAAAAGGAGGGUAAAAGUCAGUCUCUCUCUCUCUCUUUCUUCUCUCUCCCUGCUGUUUAAUGGGUGGGACGCCCCAGCGUACCCAAACUCACACACAGCAUCAUCAAAUAUUAUGGCUGCCCUUAAUUGAAACUAUGCAGCUGAGUGUGUGUGUGUGUGUGUGACUGCAUAUGGAAUAUUUUAUGCUGCUCUUGUUCGAAAUUUCAGGCGCAAUGAAGAAACAACAGAUGAGUUGAAAAAGGCCGUGUUGUGGCAACGUGGCCGAGUGUUUGGAGUUUGUUUUCCUGCGGAGUGAAGGACAGCAGAGGCGCUCGGCUUUUCUCGAAUCCAAACAGCUUUUAUAAUGACCCAUUCAACCCUGAAGUAACCUCAGAGACUCAAUGAGUUUACAAAACAGAGAAGCGACGAGGGAACAUUUGUCCCAGAGUUUGAUUUGAACCGCUGUGGAGUAAAAACGUGAAGAGCAGGAGAGGUGUCGUGUGUGCAAAAUGCAAAAAAAAAAAAAAAUUGUUGCAGGUUUUUAAAUUUCAUAAAUAUAGUAUGGUGGAUAGACAUGUGGCAAAGGACCCUGGGUAAGCUCGAACCUGGGCUGAUUGUGUUCACAUUUCUAUUUGGACUGAUUGAGAAUGCAGGAGUGAGAUUAACCUGAUCAACGUGAAGAGGAACUCCUCGUCCCUUUGACUUAAAUGAAUACGCCAAAGUAUUAGGACUUCAUUCAUGAUUUAUUCGUCUUUUGAAGAUUUUAAGCAAAAAGUUUGUGUCAUGAGGUUCAGUCACAAUCUAAUUCAAAUAAAGUUGUUGUAAAGUCAUAAUAUUAGGAGAAUAAAAUCAUCAUGGUCUGACAAUAAAGUGGUGAUAAAUUUGUAGUUUUGGUUUUGGCUGAGCAGCCAUCUGUCUGUACCAAAAUGAAGAAAUUGAAGAAAGCUUCCUGUCAAGUUGUCCCUAAUGUUUUGGCACCUCAGCACCACAUUGUUAUAAGUAUCAGGACUUCAGACUUGGCAAAAAGCUGAGAUGAGGUUUUCCCCUUCAAAACAACAUUAUAUGACGAACUGUUGACUUUGUCCUCGUAUCAUAGUGUCUUUUUACUCAUAACAUAAUAGUUAUAAUUCUAAAAUAUAACUUUUUCUCAAAACAAAAUCACUUUAUCUCAGAAAAUAAUGUUGCAUCCUCCUAAUAAAGUGAGUUUAAUACCACAACAUAACUUUAUUCUCACAACAUGACGACUCUAAUCUUGUAACAUAGCAGUUUUAUUCUUUUAACAUACGGAUUAUAAUCUUGCAACAUGAUGACUUUAACCUUAAAAUACAACAACUUUAAUCUCAAAUAAAAAGUCAGUCUAAAUGAAUCCUGUAACACUGAAUGAAGGACAUUUCUAAUCUCUUUAAAUCCGGAGAGGCACUACAUUGUGAUAUUGAAGUGUAUUUUGGUUUUGACUUUUGCUGCCUCACCGACAACUUCCUGUAUGUUGUACAAAAAGCAGCAGAGCACACUGGCUUCAAAAAUAAUCUUGGAACCCACUGACUACUUUCAUUUGAUGUUAAUCCAGUUUAUAGUUAAUCUCUGUGGACAGAUAUUUGCAAGUUUAUGCAGAUUACAGUCUGGUCAUUGUUGUUCUGUCAACACCAACGCUUUUCUCACGUCUCUCCAGUUGCUACUUCGCUGUUAAAAAAGCGACCAGAACACAGAUUUCACUUAUCAGUCAUUAAAAUAUCUUAUAACUUUGCUGACAGCUCAGAAAAAUAUCUUAUUACAGCACCAGAGGCAAAACUGGUGUCAGAUGAAAGCUGUUGGGUGAAAGAUGGGCAGGUUUGAACCUUUUUCUUCUUGUCAAAUCCUCGAACAAUCGUUGAAUACUGAUUUAAAAAAAAAAAGCAUGUUGAGGCCAAGUUUGCAAAACCAAAUUAAACUUGUCAACACUUAAAAAAAAAAGUUUUCAAUCUGCCAAAUUCCUUUAAAGCAUAUAUAUAAAAAAGUCUCAUCCGUCUUCUCUGUGAAUCUAUGAUGCAUAUUUCCACCAUGAAGAAAAUAUGCAGAAAAGGUCCAAUGUGACGGGUUUUUUAAACUUAAGUGAGGCUUGACCUUUGACUCUUAAUCCAUGUUAUCGUUAAACAUCAUAACCAGAAAAUGUUAAAGUCCCUCUCUUUAGUUUUUCUUCUGCUCUAACAGUUUCCCUGUCUCGUCUUCCAGGUACGUGUAUCACAGCUCCAAGUGGAUGGUGGCAGGAAACGCCGAUUCCCCCGUCCCUCCCCGGGCGUACAUCCAUCCGGACUCUCUGGCCUCAGGAGACACCUGGAUGAGACAGGUGGUCAGUUUCGACAAGCUCAAACUCACCAACAACGAGCUGGAUGAUCAGGGACACGUAAGACACCUUUACUCUUUAUCCUUCACGCUGCUGAAUGUUGGUACAGACACAUUUUGACUCAUGAAACAUUGAUUUCGCACAUACAGUAGAUAUUUUGUGCACACAGUUUGUUAUGAGAGAAUUCAGCAUGUGUUGUUCAGUGUAGAAAUUGUGAUUGAUGAAGUUAGGAUGGCAAUUAAAGGGCAUGAAAGAAGAAAUUCAUAACAAACCCCAAACUUUUCCUCCGGAGACUGACGCUCCCGUCCCUUACGAACAGUAAAGUCAGUAUGAUGUCUUUGUUUUGGUGUUUGAGGGGUUUAUGUGCUAAAUUCAGAAGACAAAUGAGACUUCAGCAGAGACUAUCCAGCUAAAUAGUUUGGUUUGAAUGUUCAAGCUGUGAUUCAUUAGUUCUCCUUUGUGCUGUGCGUCCUCUCUUUGGUCCACUGUGGGGAAGUUUUUGGAUUGAAAUGUUUCUGAUGCGUUUCCUGGAGAGGAAAUUUGACACAGUUCUUCACGGACUUGAUGCUCUCAUGGAGCCGUGAGACUUGUUCUGAAUUGAUUUUCUGCAAAACCUGACGGUCCGCUGUGCCAAGCGCUGCCCUCCCACACUCUGGGCGUUUCAUUUUGAAGAUGGUCCAUCCUGCCUGAGUAUUAUUAGGUUUGAGGAUUACUGUGGAGAAAUAUUAGAGGCCUGGGAUUUGAACCUGCGCCCCUAUUUUAAUGUAUUUUAUUCAUUUCCUUCAUGGCUCUGUGAAACAUUUAUAAUGAAACGGUUUCGUUAAAGGCACUUAAUGAUUGGAUUUGAUUUGUAGUGCGCUCCAGCAGCCACACCACAGGGCUAAAUCUUAACUCUGACCACAAUCCGUCUGAUUUACAGCCUCGCUCGUAGCCAGUCGGUAACAGAGGUGGUGAGCUAAAGUGAGUCUCUUAUUGGUUCUUGGCUUCCCCUUAUGUCUAAUGUGGGUUUCAUAGGUGAAAUAUUUAACUGUAAUGCUACAAGUGAGACCACAAUUGGUCUGAUUUACAGCCUUCCCUUAUGUUUAAUCAGCGAGUGGGCAGCCCGCUGAAGUGAGUCCCUUAUUUGGACUUUUAAUGGCUUUCAUGGGAGAGGGACAUUUUCAGGUGGAAGAAACAUAGCGCUAGCUUUUUGUUGUAGACUUUGUUUGACCCUUAAUUAUAAACCUGCAAUGAAUUUUAAGUGAAUAAUCAUCUGAAGUGGUCUCGGAUUUUUAUGCAGUUCUGUACAGAAAUGGCCACUUUUGCUGUUUCAUGUUUUACUAUUUCCUUCUAUAUAUGGUUUCCUCUUUGUGUGGUGCAGUUUUAACCUGCAUUUGUGGUAACAGUGACCAAUAAACAAGUGAUUUGAGACCAUGUGGUAAUUUCCACUACAGAGCCCCUCACCUGAGGGCCUGAAGAUAGCAACCAUUUAGUAUUUGGUUUCAGCUUUGUCACUUUUAUGCAAAGAUUUCUCCAGAUUAUUUGAAUCUUUACUGUAGAUGUUGAAACUGUGAGCAUAAAACAUCCUACAUUUCUGUACACCAAUAGUAUAUUUUACUUCCAAUAAUUGCUGGGUUGCUUUUGCAGUAUUUUUGAAGCACUAUUGAGGUUCAGUGAUUUGCAAACCAUCAGAAUCUGUUUUAUUAAAUCAACAUUUUCCAACUAUUUGGGAGUUGGGGUUGCUCUUUAUUUUUAAAGGCUGGUGGAGACCAAAUCUGAGCAAAAACAUUUCAGAUCUAAAUCAGUAGAUGGAAAAAAACGGCACCAAUUCAAUGCAGCUGUUUAAAAUCUUACAUAUUUGGAGUUUUGUCUCUAAAGGUUGUUUCAUUGUUUCUGCCCCUAUGUGGUCAGAAAAUUAUUAAUAAAGCUUUAACGAUCAUUGCAAAACCCAUGUUAGCUUAAAUCUAGUUAUUCUAACAAAUCGCUGCAGCUCUGCUGGGUUUAAAAUAUGUGGUAAUGAUGAGAGGAUAAUGAAAACAAAAUGUGCUCUACCAAAGUGCCACUAAGUACUUCAUCUCAAAUCGUCCGUUCAAAAGAAAUCAACAUUUAAAGCCCAUAAAAAACUAGCAAACAACAACUUUAGAAUGAGAACCACCCUCGUAAAUUGAAGCUCUUUUGUUCAAUCUUUGGUUUGAAGCGUCCAAGAGCUUUCAGGAUUUACAUGAAUUGAGUUGAGGCAGAGUCAUAGCAGAUGAUCGUCUUUCCUUUUCGAAUCACAUAAUCUGAGUGUUGAAUCAGAGGGAGAUGGCUCGGUGCCUCCUGUUGGGACUGUCAGAGUGUUUCAGAGGAGACUGAUUUGAUCGCUGCGGUCCGGGAAACCGAUGAAGGAUCCUUGAGGAGCUGUUACAAAUCGAUCUGUGCACAGAGUUUACCAUUACUGCAGAGAUGCCAGGUGGUGCAGGGUGUUUUUUGGAGAUGGAUCCAGAAACGACAGUGUCCAGCUCGGUGAAGCUGCUGGCGGCAGGUUAAAGCUCUGUCAUGUCUCAGCUCUGCAGAUGAUUACAUCAACACACAGGCGUCAAAUACAAUAACAUGCAGGUGUUAGUGGGGGGGGACUUUCUUUCUCCUCUUUCCUCUCCGUCUUUGAGGGUUUUGUUUUCAUGGUGGGUGUUUUGAGGCUGAUGGAAAUUAAUUUUGGAGCUUGUAUGGAAGGAAGCACCACAUCUUACCUCCUGACAUGUGGUGUCAUAAAAUGUCUCCUUUAUUAGAAACAGACGCCAUAAUGCCAUGAUUUAUUAGAUGUCAGGGUGCACUACAGAAGCAGUCUGUGGGGAAAAAAAACAAUAUCCAGUACAUCUUAGGUGGCACAUAAAGUGGUAAACAAGUUAAUCUGGUUUAUAACUUAAUAAUUAGACAUCUGGUCACACUUUUGACUGCAGUCAUGCAAAAUAAAACUCUUUAAAAGCAGCUGCACAAGUAUGCUUUAAUAUGUUUACAGCAUUCAUUUGAAAGGAAAUCAUGAAAAUAAUAAAAAAAUAAUAAAAAAAUCACAGCGGUCUUUUAAGGCCUUCUCUGUAUGACUUCCCCAACAAAUCAGAAACAGAAAUUAUUUCUCUAAUACUUAAUACUCAUGACUAAUUCAUCAGUGAUUGUAUUUACAAUAAUGAAAGACAAGUUUAUUUAAGUAAGGCAUGUUGACAAUGAGGCUUUUCAAAAUACGUGACUCAAGACGUCCAAAGAUCCGUCACAAAAAAGGCCAGAAAAAGUCAAAAGAGGAUGUGUUGAAAUCAUUAAUACAAGCCAAAUCACAGAGGAAAUGAAAAACAGCAAAAACAAAUUCUGUUUUUGUUUCAUAACCAGUCAAAAACUCCCUACAGGAGCUUUAAUGUAAAAAAAACUCUGUAUCUCUGCUCACUUUUCUUAUGGAGGAGUAUUUGUACACUGUGUUGAUCAGCUUCAUCCCCAUCUGGAUCAAAAACCACAAACUGGUCUGGGUUAUAGAUUAACUUGUCAAAACGUGGAUGAAAAACAAGAGGUUUUGUGUUUUAUUUCACUGCUGAAGACGCUGAAAAAAAAAACAGGUUAUUGUCUUUUGGAGACCUGGUUGCCUGUUUGGACUCAUUAAGCCUCGGAGUCUGUCUUAGAUCUGCUCACAUGGUCAGUCCUCCCUGUCCUCCACAUCCUCUCCGUCUUCUCUGGUCUCUGGGAAAACCCAAUAAAAACUCUGGAGUGUUCUGGAGCAGCCAAAUAAUUUCUGCUUUGGUUUCUCUUUUGUUGCUUUGUUGUUAAUGAUCCGUCGCUCUGGAGGAAACUGUUGCUGUUGUGUAAAAUCGUUCAGAACAAAAAGAUUUCUGCUUUAAACAUUCGCUGUUUUUAUUUGAUGUCCUGCAGCAACUUUGGCUUCUGAAAGUUUCCCACAUGAGGCUGAUGAUUUGGUGUGUAUUUUUUUUUUCUCUGCUUACGUUGAGUCAGCGCUCAUUAAAGUGGGAAAGUCCUCAUCGAGGUGUAAUUUCCCAGGUGAAAUAUUAACGCUAAUUCAAUAAGCUACAGCAGUUAAAGUCUGUGUGGUUUACUGAAUUUAUUAGUAUGUUUUCAAGCUCUUUAAAAUGGUUUUUAAAAAUGUUUCAUAAUCAGUCCAGGCCUCCCUGUUUGUGUAAAAUUUGUUCCUCAAACUAAAGUUGACAUAAUUUGGCUUCAGAGAGAAACACCAAACAUCUGUCUCCGUAUGUGCAGGAUGUGUUUGCGUCUCUUGGGUGUGAAUGUCCAAAUGAUUUUCAAAGGGGAUAAAAAGGACGUCAUUACAGACCGUGAAAAUGAAAACAUGACUUAUUUAGCCUGAUUAUAUCUGAGUGUGAACAGCGCUCAGCUGAUGUCCUCUGGCUGCACCCUCAGUCGUUUCUUCUGAGAUCAGUGCGUCCGUGUGUGAUUCGCUUUGACGUUAUAUCAGGAUGACCAGGGACGAAAAGAACGAGUCCUCUGGGUCAUAAUACAGCUGCGUGUGUGUGUGAGAGAAACAGACUCAUUAUUACCAAAACACGACAGCAGUUCAAUCUGUAUCCGUGUGAUAAAAACUUUUCUGUUUGCUGUUCUGAGACCAGAUGACUUUUUGUUUUUCUCUGGAAAAAUUCAUCUGUUGCAAAAAGUGAUUUAAAAAGAUUUAAAAGACUGUUUUUUAGGAGUUUUCCCGAUUAAUCCAGCUGAUAAAUCACAUUUUGAAACACUCUGCAUUAUAUUACCAAUCUAUACUCGUUUUUCAUACAGUAGAAAAGAUAUAAUGUUUAGAAAAAGACACUCCCAUCAUUAUCCCUCAUUUAAAGCAGCGAAAUGAACAGUGAAGAAAAAGCCUCUGAAAGGCUCUUUAUUAAGUCUUUGAUUCUUCUGCCCAAAACGCUGUUAUAACAGUUUAAAAAAACAUCUUAAAACAAAAAUUAAGAAAAAUCCCUUUGCCAAAACUUGUGCCGAGACAUGCCGUCAGAAAGCAUUGUUCCUUCAACAAAAACAACUUUUUUAGGCAAACCCGAGAAAACUUCAGGCAACUUUAGGCAACUCCAAACUUUUUCAAUUUGCAUUUAGACUCCAUUUGCAAAAUGUUUUAGAGCAGAUUUUCAUCUCAUGACCCCAAAACAACUUUGCUGGAGAACGGUGACCCCCACAAUCCAAUACAUGUGAGCACUAAUGGGCCAAUGUCAAGCCAAUGUCAAUGAACCUCUUGCUACUGAAGCGAAGUAUUUCUGACUCUUAAAUUAAAGACAAUAAUUGGGAUUGUGAUGAAAGACCUACUGUAACCUAAAGUAAAGCUGUUCAAUUGAUGAAAAAGCCCUGACACUGUUUUUUUAAAGCAUGCUUUUUCAACCAAGUUAAUUUCUUCAAUUUACAAGUCCAGACGCUGAGUUACUGCGAAUUAACCCUCCUCCUGUGUUAGGGUCUGCACCGACCCGUUUUUGAUUUUAAAUGCUUAAAAGAACCACUUAAAUUAGGUUUUUUUGCAUCAAGACUUUUUGACUUUGUCAGGAACCUCUUUAUCAACAAAAUAAAAAUGAAAAAAUUAAAUUGACCCGGUUAGAUCAAUACCUAAUAAUUAGAGCAAAAACUGAAAUCAUAAGUGCACUGUCAGACACCACACUGACAGUCAGGUCCUCUUCUUAUCGUGAGAUUUAGGAAAUUCUCAUUUUGCCAUGUUUUUUCCUGCACAAAAAACGUCAGGCAUGUCCAGACAUCUGAGAUCAGUUCAGUAAAGAUGUCUAUAUGAGGGGUAUACUGACAAAGAAAGGCCCAGAGGACCACAACAAAAACUAUGAUAAGCAAUAAUUUUCAUGGACAAUGAAGCCUAACAAGGUAAACUAGAGAUGAGAACAAAAUUGGAUGAUAGAGAAAUGUUUUUAGUGUAAUUUACAGCUGAUUUAAGACACGGGUCAAAACCGACCCUGAACAUGGAUGGUGCGUAGUGAAAGCUAACACAGGAGGAAGGAUAAAGUAAAUAAAAAAACACACGAUUUUUAGAUGACAGCAUGUAUCUUUGAGCAGCUGCAGCCCAGUUAUACUAAGUGUACGAGGUUUCUGAUGAAGGGAUGCACGGUCUGCACAGUUUCAUGUAUUGUUUCAGACUCUGAGCUGUUCUCCCUCUAGCCCUGGUUUGAAAUGACCUCUUCUGAAGCCGAGUGAAGCAGGGAGUUUUCAGUGUUUGGCUCUGGGAGGGUUUUUUUUUUUCACUCCCAGAUUAAUCAGGAGCAGACCGAAGCCCUGAGGCGAGGCUGGGGCCGACGCCGUCUGACGCCUCGGUUCUGCUGUGAAAUAAUCCUCGGCCCUCCACUGAGCACCAUCGCAGUGUGACCUCCCGCUUUGUGUCACUCAGUCCUGAUUCAAUAUCAAGUGAGCUCGAUGAUGUUGACAAGAAAAAGGAUGACUUUUAAUCUACAUACAAAUUUAUUAUGAACAGAGACGCUGAAACAAUAAAGAAACAUCAUCCAUAAUUACAACGCAGAUAAAUCCCAGAGAAGAAAGGGAUCUCGUUUAGUCAGGAUUCCGCCAGUGGUUGUUAAAGAUCCUCACUGUGCCUCACCAGUCCAGGAAAAAUGAUUAUCGGCACUUUUUAUGAGUUUUCUGCUUGUUUCUAUUUACAACAAGUAAAAGCAGAUUUGCACAAAUUGGGAGUGUUUGAUUUCGCCUGCGAUAAAAACACAUCGAAAAGGAAUAAAGAAAGUGAUGACAGAGCAAAUGUUCCCACUUUGCAAGAUAUUUCUCAUCCUUUUGCUUCUUUUCCGAAGAUGUUCAGAAAGCAUAAAAAAACCCACACACAGUUGCAACCUCUGACUUUGUCGAGCCUCUGAUGUGGAUAAAGUUAUCCUCACAAAUCUUACUAAUCACUCCCUUUGCUGUUUUAUUCUCAGAUCAUCCUCCACUCCAUGCACAAGUAUCAGCCUCGUGUUCACGUCAUCAGGAAGGACUUCAGCAGCGAACUGUCCCCAAACAAGCCCGUGCCCAGUGGCGAGGGAGUCAAGACCUUCAGCUUCCCUGAGACCGUCUUCACCACCGUCACCGCCUACCAGAACCAGCAGGUGUGCAGCUGUAACUCUGAGAUUAUUUAUCCAUGUAUUCUGCAGGAUGGAUGCAAAUUUAAAAAAUCUCUCCAGAUGAUUGCAUCAGCUUGAAGAUUUUUACACAGCAUGCAUUUUCUCUGCAAAAGUACUUAAGUUAAAAAAAAAAAACUCUUCAAACCACAUGUUUCUGACCCAAAAUAAUUGAAUUCAGAGGAACUACAAGAAUUUUUAAAGGCUGAGUCAAACAAAUGAAUCCAUUGUUGUUGUCAAAACUUUCCCUUUCAGUUUUUACUUCUUUCAUAAUCGAAUUCAUUAAACUUGCAGUAAAAUGCAAACAAUUUUAAAACAUUUUAUUUUUAAAACCAGUUGGAAAAUCAAGCUUUUUAGAGCUUUUAAGUGCCGCUCAUGUUGAAGAAACAAAAAGAAGACAUGAGUAUUUUGUUAUGAAACAGCACAGGAGUGUCAGUUUCCACUUUUAGAGCUGUAAAUUCACUUCAAUCUGCAAUAAUCACCAAUAAUGUCCCCUCUGUCAUGUCUUUUCUGUCUGCAGAUUACCCGACUAAAGAUUGACCGCAACCCGUUCGCCAAAGGCUUCAGGGACUCUGGCAGAAACAGGUUCGUCCUCGCAGCAUCUGUUUACUGACUGAGCAGCAGAACAAUUCAGCCUGUUGCUGUUUUUUUUUUAAUGCCACCCCACAAAAAUUCUUUUUUUUUUAUUCUGCUCUCUUUAAUAUGGAAAUAAUCCUCUGAAGAUUUGCACUUAGCUCCAGAUGCUGCUCCUUAUAAAAACAGCUGCUUUGUCUGUUGCCAAGAGGAAAGCCUUGAAAUCUGCAGCACAGACACACACAGAGUCAGUGCUGGAUGGAGAUGGAGUCACUCGAGCGCCCAAAAACACCUGUAUUUAUUCCUCAACAAAAGCCUACAAAACUUAAAAUACUAAUACAUCAUGCUGAUAGAUCAAGUAGCAAGUCCUUAAAAUGAUAUUCAUAAAAUUACGUUAUAAAAUGAAGCCAAUCUGGAGGAGCAAUAAACCACAGCGUCUCGAGUGUCCACUUACGGCUCGCUUGGCAAAAGCACUUGCAGCUCUGCUCAAACCCGAGUAAAAAUGCCCCCUUUUACUGCAGAAAUAAAUAUGUUUGGUCUCUGCGCAAGGGAUGUUCCAAAGUGCAGAUUUCCUCUUUGUUUAUGCCCAGAUUUAUAUUCUAAAGUCAAAAUAUGAGAAAAAUCAAAUUUGAGCAUGGUUUAUCACACAGUUUAACACGCGAAUCCAUGAGUACACGACCUCUAAUUGGCUAGGUGUGGCUAACAGUAGCAGAGCUAGCACCACCAACCUUUAGACUUCCCUGCAGUUUAACAUCCAUAUGUGUGCGCUAGUUACAUGUUGUAGGGCUGUGUUGAGUUAACAAGACACAGUAUACCUACAACUUAAUCUUAAUUCUCAAAAUACAGGAAAGACACAACAUGCUAUGAGAUAGCAUCUGCUAAUUUAGCGGUAGAGCAUUUGUCAUAUACUGGAACUACAGCGUUGGAGCCUAAAUACACCUUGAAUGCAAUGAUUGACUGAAAUGCAUCAGCUCAUGUCAACACAAAUACCACAGUGGUCUACUCUAGAGAGUGACGUCAUCGUAGACAUGUGACUGCAAGUGGUGUACAAUAUAAGAUCAGACAUGUUUAGGCACAAUUAGGGGUCAUGGCUGAUCCGACUGACAGGUGGGUUUACUGAACCUCCUUGCAAGGUGGCAAGGUUCUAAAAGAGGCUCUUCGACUGUUUCCUGUUUAGAAGAAAGUUAGAGUCAGCAUUUCUGAUAUAGUGACUGCCGUUGUUUGGCUCCACCCUUCUUCAGAAACCAGUGGGUUACAUCCAUAGACUGUAUGUAGAAUGGACGCCGUCUGCCUCCUCGCUGGGUAAAGCCACUCCGAGAACAGCACCCUCUGGGGACGGGCUGCAGUAUAGGUCAUAAAUCCCGCCUCCUCCAGCAAUCCCUAUGGAGCUGUGGACAAACUUUAGAAAUAAAUUACACAGAAUAUAAAUUUUUCCCCCCCUUGUUGCGAUGUUGACAUGUAGUUAUUGUCAAACUGUUUUGUGUUCAAGUCCUUUUUUUUCUCUACAGCUCCAUGUUUAAAAGUUAUUAGGAGGUUUAUGUUUUCUAUGAUUGACACUUGAUACAGCCUAUGGGUGUAAGAGGAUUGUGUGGGAUACGAUGUUUUAGCCGAGCGUCAUCACAGCGACUUUGACGACUCUCCCGCCGAAUGUGACAACGCUACUGCGCAAUGUUGGUUUGAGGAAAUGAAAAAAGGUCGUAGAAAUACUGAGAGCUUUUUGGCUUCAAAUCUGUAUACUGGCGGGUGGCAGAACCAAGUUGUCCACAGUAUAAACAGUCUAUGGUUACAUCCAUGUUGAUACGGUCUAACAUGCAGAUACGGACAGGUGUUGCACUGUUUUCUGUGACCAAAGCACACACACACACACUGAAAUGUCAGAGGCCUGUGUUGCUCUCCCAGAUGUUGCGUCAUUCCCCGGUUAUAUAAUUCAGUAGUUUUGGUUUUUGUAGGAGCGAAGAGCCCUCGCUGUGUUGUCUUUUCUCGUCUUGUCACUAUCACUGUCUUUCUUUCUCUCCUUCUUUCCUCUCUCUCUCUGUGUCUGAAUUAUCAUAUAUAACAUUCGUGGAUGGAGGAGGAAGAGGAGGGGGCUGUACUGAACCACCAGACCCCUCCGCACAUGAAAGCAGCCCCCUCAUCUGGUCCGCAUUAUUGGCACACAGAUAUUUGAGACAUCUUUUUUCGUUUUUCAAACAAUAGACUGUUUGAUUUACGAACUGGCGUUAGAAUUUCAUUGCAGAAACGCUACAGAUGAAAAGAUAACGUGGGAUGAGAUAUUUGUUCUGAGAGACAGAUAGAGAGAGAGAGAGAGAAUGAAUUUAUCCUCACGUCCUGACCGGGAUUCCUCUCCUGCUGGCCUGCUGGGAUUCGUUUUGUACAGAUUUAAAUUGGAGCUGUAGAAAAUGCAGAGUGUGAGCUCAGUCUCUGUCACCUCAGAAAAGGCUUUUUUUUUUUUUUUUUUUACAGUGUGUGCGGAGCUGCUGUAGCUCUUUGAUCAGCCGAGAAUACUGUCAAUGAGCUGCAGCUCUGACCUUUGACCUUCCUCCUGCUGUUUUGCAUAAUUACAGUGAUUCAGGAGUUAAAAUAAUCACAGAAGAGAGUCAGAUACAGAGUCUGAUAAGAUAUUCAUGACAUUUCAGAAGCUUUUUUUCUUUUCAUUAUAGGCUUUGUUUAGAAGUUUUUGUUCAACAGCUCGAGGGUUUUAUUGUUUGUUCUCUUGCAUGUUGCAUUAUCAAAAUUUAAGUCAUGUUUUGAAGAUUUUAACAGUGAUCAGCAUCAACUGGAAUGAUGAUCUAAAAUGAUCACUAUCCUGCCAAAUACGCAACAAAAAAGUAGCACGUAACUAUAAGAAUAAAUUCAAACUUAAAGGUAUAUUUCAGUAUUUUUAAACACAGGGGAUCCGGCUCACAAGCUAGGCUGCACUUUCCUGCAGACAGGAAUAACUUCGCUAAUUUUUAGAGACUGAUCCAGUUUUAACAGACUCCAAUUAGAGAGUUUUUCAGCACCUUGCCUGUUUGUGUUUGCACUUUUUUCAGCUUCAACAUACAUACAAAAACACUUCUGCACUUGACAUGAUCAGUAAUCCAGUCUAUGAUGUUUGAGUCACUGAUAUAUUUUGAAUUUUCAAUCAAUUUUCACCUCAGCUUUGCAUAAUGUAAAGCACAGAAUCUCCUGGCAGACACAGUAAUGUGUGUAAAGUUUGUUAUUUCAACUCAGUAUUCCCCUUGAGCAGCUAACACGGUGUAUUUUGAGGAGGUAAAAUAUCAUGUUGACAAUGGGUUAUGUCAUCAUACUAUACAUAAAUGAUGACAGCUGAAAACUUACCUUGAUUCCCAAAAAGUCGAGGUCUUCUCUAAAAUUCUAGUUUACAAUCAGUGGAAACUUCCCCACAGAUGCUUGACUAUGUCUUUCUUUCUUUCUUUCUUGUCGCAUGUUGUUUUUGCAACUUUUUGCAGACACUGUUUGAGAAUGAAGCGAUAGGAAAAUGCUAAAUUAGCCUUUCUUUGUGGUAAAGUUGUAGAAAAUUCACGACUUGCUCCUUUUAUGCACCCGAUUUAUCCAGAAAGGGGAUAAAAGUGUACAGCUGUGUGCAGCUAAAAGAGCUGGAAAAAAAGGAGCUGCAAACAUUGAAACCAGGUGUGACAUCUUUUGUUUUUGUUGCUCCGCCACGCGCGUCUUAUAAACAUGACUCAGUUUAUAUUAUUAUCGGAUAUGAGCGACAUUAACAGUCUUCAAAAACCCCAACAUGCAGCUCUGUGGAGUGUAGAAGUAAAGCUGUGGAACAUUACUGACUAAUUCCACAUUGAGGGGAAAUUCAAGAUUAAAAUAAAGGGCAAACCCGCUCUGCUAAUUCUCAAAUUAAGCACCAGCUUGUUUUCCUUUUUCUGACUUUAAUGGCGCCUUAAAAAUAGACGUGUCGCAGGCUCUAAGUCAUGGUGCAGUCGUCGCCUCUGUCUGCUGACUGGGCUUUAUAACCAGGCGGAGGGAUACAGCUCAUUUGUUGGGUUUUGGUCCCGUAGCAGUGUGAUUGUAUGAAUGAGAGCAGUGAUGGCGAGGGCCUGGACGAUUAGCACGGCGCACUAACGAGCUGCCACGGCCGGGGGAGUCAGCGGCCCUAAAAUAACAUGGUGAGCGGUGACGGGGGCCGAGAGGAGAAGUAAAUCAAGUAGGAAGGAGAACCGUGUACAGAUUCAAGAUGAAACGUCACCUAGAUUUAUGUGCACAGUUAAAAGCUGCUCCUUUUUAAUGGCUCUAGUUUCCUCUGAGCAGGAGUCCAGUUUCUCCCUCCCCUUCUCUCUUUCUUUCUUUCUUAGUCCUUCCACUUCUCUCUCUCUCUCUCUCUCUCUCUCUCUCUCUCUCUCUCUCUCUCUCUCUCUCUCUCUCUCUCUCUUUCUCUCUCUCUCUCAUUCAAACACAUGCACUCAGAUCACUUUCUUGUCUCUUCUUGUCUCUGAUAUAAUGAUUUACUUCAAAUUUUUAGCUCAUGUUUUCUCUGUUGUUCACCUCUUUGCCUUACAAUAAAAAGAAAUCUGUAAAUUUGACAAAUGAUAACAUAAUACAGCAAAACCAGAAUAGAAAUGACCAUCUACACUGUUUUGGAAGUAAGAUCAUGUCAUUAAAUUGACAUUUUUGUUGAAUUACAUUGUUGGUAAGUAUUUUAUAACAAUAGAAAUAGUCAGGUUGAAUGAAUUAGUCAGGCUGAAUCCUGACAAAUGUUUCCUCAUGGCUCCCACAAAAACAAAAGUGUGCUUUAAACAUUAAAGCUUCAUAUUUUUGUAAAAAAAAAAAAGUGGCAAUCGUAUGAUCCAACUUGUUUUAAAAUGGUGCAACAGCUUCAGGAAGAAACUGAGCAUUAAAACUGCUGUUUUCAGCAUUUUUCAACACUUUUUAUCAACUUAAAUAGUUUUUUCUCAAGUGCAAAAUAAAAAAAAGUUUCACACAAAGCAACAACAACAUGAAAAACAUCAAAUCAAAUCAGGUUACGCAGCUUUUGUUGUAAAAGAUGGCUUGUCUAUCAGAUAAACCAAAGUGAAUCAGGCUUGUGCAGAAGUUGAAAGAUUAUUCCGGAUCCAGAUACAAACAUGGGUCAGAGUUUUCAAAGAGGUUUUCAAAGACAAGAUGUCAAACUCAAAAAAACUAUAAAUAAUGACGAAAAUCAUCAACAUGCACACAGAGGUCAAUACUGACUCAUUUUCCAUCCAUGUGUGUCUAUGGUGUUUUUGGGCCGCUGACCUUGCAUGUGGUUAUCAGGGUUGCACAAUUCCGUCAGCAUAAUAUCAGUAUCAGCAGAUAAUCUCUUAAAAGAUAGCUAUCGGCAUCACCAGGUAUGAAAAUUUUGUUUGUAACACUAAACAUGCCUGUUUUUGUAUUUCUGUCAGGACUGGACUGGAGGCGAUCAUGGAGACUUACGCUUUCUGGAGACCUCCUGUGAGGACCCUGACGUUUGAAGAUUUCACCAACAUGCAGAAGCAGCAAGGUGUGUGAAAAACAAUCAUCUGUCUGUAGGGAGAGAAAACAUGUCAGUGUUCACAUGUUUCAUUUUCUUAAAUGCCUCAAAACAUUAGAAAACGGGAAACAAUCAAUCCUGGAACAUUUUAACACCAAUUGUUUAAGGUAUAAGGUGCUUUUUCAGGAUAAAAUGGCUUCUAUCUGCAAAAUCUUCACAGAACUUGUUCCAUUUUAGCAACUCAGACAGACAAGAGCCUAAUCAAUGACUUUCACAUUGCUGGAUGGCUGAAAAACUAAAGAAUAAAGAUUAUUUUCUAUUUUGUCAGUUAUUUAAAUCCUAAGCAGCCUCUUUACAGAGCCACCAAAUGAAACUUUCCAAGGGUUUUAAUGACUUUUUAUCGCAUUUCAUACCACUUAUUUUCAUGUAAGCGCGUCGACUUGUCAGCAUAAAACUCUUCUUCCAAGGAUUUAUUUACGCAUCAAUAUCAAAAAACAGCAGUUUUCCACAAAUAAAGUUACUUUGACUGUUUUUAAAGGUUAACAAUGUGGUAAAACAUUCAGUUACUGGAAAUUUAACAAUUUCCAAAACUCGCAGUGGUCUUAAUUUGUAAUCAUGACCUUGGUGUGUUCUGUCCCAGCCUGACCUCUCUCUCUGCAUAUUUUCCCUGCAUAUAUCACCCCACACUGCUUCAGCUCUGCUUGUCCUUCAUUUGAGCUUGGCCAUACACUGCUUCUCUGGCACGUCGUCCAGGAUCUACUGAACUUUUAACAUCGCUCGCAGCCCUUCAAAAUAAAACUGUUCAACAAAUUCUGUGGCUUUUGGACAGCACGGCGACACCAACCAGUGUCAGCCGGGGCCACCUCCUUUUAUCUCAGCUCCAGGACCGGUUCAUGGCUCCUAUCGAGGGCCACUGGUGCUCUACAGGAACCUUGUUUCCUCAAUGACUCUGUCUCGGUUACCUCAGCAGGUCAGCAUGACGUGAGGCUGCGACUUUGUCCGAGCAGGCGCACAUAUGUUUGUUAUCAUUAAACGCGUCCAGAGUAAUGAGGAUUUAAUCAAAGUCUGUGCGUCGCCAGUGAACCCUGUGUCACCCUGAAAGGACACGGCUCUACAUGUGUGGGACUCGACAGUACGCGUGUGUGCGUGUGUUUGCCCUCAAAGCACCGGGCGGCUUUUUUUCCUCCAAGUAAUCAACUCUUCUCCCCUGAGCUUCUCGUACUAAAGGAAAACAUGACAUCACCAAACUCUCAUCCUCCCUUUCUGUCUUUUUGUUCUCAUAUACCUCCACCUUGCUCUCUUUCUCCCCCUCCCUCGACCCUUUUUCUUUAUUCCCCCCCUCCUCUUCAUAAUUUCCCCUUCUCUUCUUCGUCUUUUUCUGCUGCCAUAUUAUCGAACGCAUAUGGUGCAAACCCAAAAACCCCAGCCAAGCAAGUCCUGGAUUAUUUAGUUCUGCCUCUUCCCCACAGUCGCGUCAAGCUGAAUUUCUCCAACAGCAAGAUGAACUCCGGCCAGAUUCUCAUUAAUCGAGAAAUAUGUGAUUGAUAUCCCACAGCUAUCAUUUCACUCUGAAAGGCUCGACUUUGAAGCGAUAUAAUCUGUGCCAACUUUGAUUUUUCUUCUCUGAUACAUAAACCCUGUUUUUCCCCUCUGGCUGAGUGUGUACAGUAUAUAUAAAAAUUCAGCUCUUUAUUUACGUACUGGCGAUCAGACAGAGGUUACAACUCAAUUGUCAAAUAUAGAUUUAAUGAUGUUGCGCACAUACAGAUUUGGAGGGAAAGGCUGCACAAAUAGUUUAAAGGUUAUGAUCCGAAACUAUUCAUAAAAUUUGCAACAUGCCGGUAAAAUGAGCAAAAAGCAGAAAUAUUCAAAAUGCCUUUUAUACACAGAGUAAAACUGAUGAUAACUACUUACUUCUUUGCAGUCUAGACAAAAUUCCCAUUAUAAUGUUUUCACACUGAGAGAACAGAGACUAAAACUUUUCCAGAGGUUAGAAGAAUUCAUUUGCUCAUUUUUUAACACUACAGAAAUACAUUUACAAAAUGUUUUAUUUUGAAAGCCGAGCUUCUACUGCCACACAAUAGAAAAUGGAAAGCUGCUGAGCCUACAUGAAAUAAACAACAUGUACUCAUGAGUAGGGUGACCAUAUUCUGACUUCUCAAAAAGACGACACGACUAUGCAGGGGUGGAGUCACGGAGUCGCACGAAGUCACACACAAUUUUGAGAGUUUUUCGGGUCAGAUCGAGUGUCUUUAUCAUGCUUCUCACUCAGUAAGUCCACGUGACUCAAACUUGAAACUUCUGUACAAAACAGCGAACAUUAAAAGGAUUUUAUAAACUUUCCCGGACAAAGACAGACAAACUCGGACAAACCCGGACAGCCCCCCAAAAAGAGGACAUCUCCGGGUAAAAGAGGACAUAUGGUCACCCUAUUUAUGAGUCAAUUUAAAACUUCUGUGAGGAACUUUCAGUUUGUAUCAGUUUUAGCGCCCCCUGUGGACAAAGCAGUCUUCCCUCAGUGAAAUAUGACAUUUAUUGUGAAUAUCUUGUGUAAUAAAAAAAACAUGAAAUACUGUAGAUAAUGUGGUGGGGAUAAUCUCGUUUGUGCUCAGAUACCAUGAAUAGGCAUCAAUAAGAAUUUCAGUCUAUUUCAUACACGUCCAAAAACUCCUUAUAGGAGUUUUAAAGACCCUUACAUGAAAACGCAAAGUUAAUGGGUCCAACUGGAUCUCCACCCAAGAGGCUUUUUUUUCCAGUCACAUGUAAAAUACUCAUAAUGAAAUUCUUUCUUUCCCAUAACUAACCAAACACAUCAACUCUUUAUGAUAAGGGAAGAAAGAGAUGCUAAAGUGACGCACAUUUCAUGUCCCUUUAAGAAACAAAAAGGGGUUUUGCAUGUAAGACUUCUUCUGGGGAUGAACAUGGACACAUGGACGUAUAUUUAUGUCACUGAUGAUAUGUGGCUAAAAAAUAUUGCAGAGAAGUUUUGGACACCUCUGCUCUUCAAAGUCAGUCAAGUGUUUGAGUGUCUCUAUAUCUGCGUUUGUUUCAGGUGGAAGCACUGGCACUUCUCCCACCACCUCCAGCACAGGAACUCCCUCUCCUUCAGGUGCAGCUCACCUCCUGUCUCCUUCCUGCUCCCCUCCCACCUUCCACCUCGCCCCCAACACCUUCAAUGUCGGCUGCAGGGAGAGUCAGCUCUGUAACCUGGGCCUGUCUGAGUACCCAGCCUGCGCUCGCAGCAACAUGGCUGCCCUACAGGGUUACGGCGGCCUGGCUGACAGCUCCUACGGACGUCUCCAGGCUGCAGGGGGAGCUGUGGCGACUGCUCAGCCAUCUGAAUCCUUCCUGCCGCAGAGGACUUCCUCUUUGAUCGCUGCUGGCAUGCAGGGCAGCGCUCACGCCUCCCUGACUGGCGGCGGGAGUGGCGGCAGCACUGGAGGAAAGAUGGACGCCUACAGCGGUCAGCUAGGCUCCUUCCCAGCGUCUCAGCUUCAGUAUGUGAUGCAGGCCGGAGGAAGCUCCACCUCUGCCUCCUCUUCUUCAUCAGGAUCCUCCCCUUCCUCCGCCCACAUGUUUAGCGGGAGUCAUCACCACGUGCAGCAGGGCUCCUACAACGCGUUCUCCCUGCACAACCCUUACAACCUGUACGGAUACAACUUCCCCACCUCCCCCCGCCUGGCCGCCAGUCCUGAGAAACCACAGGGAGGUCUGCUCUGCUCCUCAUCACCUGCUGGAGCCUUCGCUGAGCGUCAGUACCUGUCCAACGGAGGCAUGGACUCUAUGCACAUGAUCGGCAACUCCACUGGAGGCCAACAAGGCGGUGGCUCCUGUGAUGGACGUCAGUACAGCUCCUCUUCUCAGAUGUCCAUGCACAUGGUGUAG
Molecule: messenger RNA, 38525 nt
Organism: Xyrichtys novacula (pearly razorfish)
Lineage: Eukaryota; Metazoa; Chordata; Actinopteri; Labriformes; Labridae
Source: the annotation of a GenBank genome assembly